AUGGAAAGCGAAGAUAUAAACCGAGUAAAGUUCCAAACUGCUGGGCCGCUGGUAAUCGAUAGAAAUCUGAAAGGUCCAGUGAAGCAUGCUCUCGACGAUGAACAUUCCGUAGCCCUAAAAGGAGUAGAAUUUGAUGUUGCUCAAAAUGAAAUCAUUGACAUCGGGUCGAACAUCGAACUUAUAGGGAACGAAAACACCGAAGCCACCGAGGGAUCAAAAAUAUCCCAAGUAGCACCUCCAUCUGCGGUAAGAUUUUUAAUUUUCGUUUAG
Cooperia oncophora is the source of this 270-nucleotide messenger RNA. The record is from the annotation of a GenBank genome assembly. NCBI's taxonomy places the organism in Eukaryota, Metazoa, Nematoda, Chromadorea, Rhabditida, Trichostrongylidae.